This is a messenger RNA of Colossoma macropomum (tambaqui), 3039 nucleotides long. RefSeq names its product calponin homology domain-containing protein DDB_G0272472-like. The transcript is spliced from 8 exons. The record is from RefSeq and is a predicted model, not a curated record. The coding region runs from base 413 to 2650 and encodes 745 amino acids. Gene Ontology annotation, molecular function: GTP binding. NCBI's taxonomy places the organism in Eukaryota, Metazoa, Chordata, Actinopteri, Characiformes, Serrasalmidae.
CCACAAACUUCUUCAGAGAGCAAACAUCACCUUCAGGUAUUGAUCCUAAAGCUGGACAUUAGAGCAGUUAUUUUCACAGAUAAAUGGAUUAUUAUUUAGUCUGAACUGAAACUAUGAGGAGGGAGAAAGUACAGUCGGUGCUGCUGGAGCUCAGUGUGGUUCAUUUACCUCAGUGACUGAAGCUGAAUGUAGUUUAAUCUGCUUCCAGGACAGGAAUUUUACUACACGGAGGUUCUCAUUUAAUCAGGAAGUAAAAGUAGAAUAGAAGCUCUUAACUUCUACUAAAUGAUGAUUUGUUGUUACAACAGCUUUUUCUGAAACAUGGACCCAUUUCAUCUGAGGAGGAGGAAGAUAAUGAAGAGUAACUAAGGAUUGUAUUAGUGUGAAUCUGUAGGAGGAGAUAGAGAUAAAAAUGGCGGCUGCAAGAAACAAUGAGUUUAAACUCUUUGGACCUCGUGUUGAAGAGCGUCAGUCUCCCUCUGCGGUCACUCUCUCCUGUCACCUGUCUCCUGAAAUCAGUGCUGUUUCCAUGGAGAUCAGGUGGUUUAAGGGGACGGACUGUGUUUGUCUCUAUAAGAACAGGCAGGUGACAGAGGGGAGGGGCUACGAGGGCAGAGUGAGUCUGUUCACUCAGGAGCUGCAGAGAGGAAAUGUCUCCUUACAGAUCAGAGACUGUAGAGAGGCAGAUUUAGGACAUUACUUGUGUCAGGUCACCAAUGGAGACACAACAGAGGAGUGUACAGUAGGAAUGUGGGUAUUUAAGGACAAACUGUAUUUCAGUGUCUGUGAGAGUGACAGAGAAUGGACAGAAGAGGAGAGAAUGAAAAUAAAGGAAUCUCUUCUGCUUAUGGAGUUCUCAGAAGAAGCCACACGUUAUAAAGAUAAAGUGAGUAUUUUAAUGGAGAGAAAAGCACAGCUGAUGGAGAAAGACAAACAAAUUCAAGAGAAAGAAAAACUUCUGACAAUAAACACAGAGACACUUCAGAUGAAGGACAAGAUGCUGGAAGAGAAAGAGACACUUCUCACAGAGACAAAAGAAAAACUGGAACAAAUGACCAAAGAAACUCAGAUACAGCUUAAAGAUAAAGACUCACAACUGGAGAAUCAGAUCAAACUGCUGAGAGAGAAAGAGACUCUACUGGAGAUCACAGUGAAACAGCUUGAAGAGAAGGAGAGACUUCUAAGUGAGAGAAACACACAGCUAAUGGAAAGAGACAAGCAGGUUGAGGAGAAAGACAGACUUCUAGAGGAGAGAAACAAGCAGCUGCAGGAGAGAACAGAUCCAGACUCAGCAGCUCCAGCCAGGAGGAGAAACAGCAAAUACUUUAUACCUCCACUCUUGAGUGGAGAAUCCUCUAGUUCAACCUCUUCAGAGUCAGUUCCUGUAGCAGAGCUCAGGCUGGUGCUGCUGGGGAGGACUGGAUGUGGGAAGAGAGCAGCAGGAAACACCAUCCUGGGCAGAGAGGAGAGGAGCCAGGCUGGAGCGUCUACAGUGAGGCAGCAGAGUGAGAGCAGACAGGGGGAGGUGGCUGGGAGGCAGGUGACUGUGGUGGACACUCCUGACUGGUUCUGUCCUGGACUCUCUCUGGAGGAGCUGAGACAGGAUGUGGGACUCUGUGUCCGUCUGUCUGCCCCAGGACCCCACGCCUUCCUCCUAGUCAUAGCAGUGAAGCAGUCUACAGGAGAGGAGAGAGGCAUGCUGGAGAAAAUGGAGGAGAUCUUUGGAGAGAGAUGUUGGAGGAACACCAUGAUCCUUUUCACUGUUACUGAUGUCCAAGAGAAGAACAUUGAAGAGUUUAUCCAGUCAGGAAACCAGGAGGUCCAAAGACUUGUAGAGAAAUGUGGGAACAGGUUUCACUGUCUCAGCAUUAAGGAGAGUGGAGAUGGUUCUCAAAUCUCAGAGCUGCUGGAGAAGAUAGAGAAGAUGGUGGAAGGAAACAGAGAGAAAUUCUACAGCAAUGAGAUCUACCUGGAGACACAAUCUCAGAUCAGAGAGAUAGAGAAAAUAAUGGUGCAAGAAAGAGAGGAGAUGAGGGAGAGACAAGAAAGAGAAACUAGAGAGAAACUGGAGAGAUGUGAACAGGAGAUUAAAAUAAAGUUGAAAGAACUAACAGAUAAAUUUAAUGCACAAAUAAAUAAACAUGAAGAGCGAAUAACUCAACUAGAGGAAAUGCUAAGAGAGGAAAGAGAUGAGAAGAGAAAGGUAGAGCUGGAGAGAGAGCUGGAGAGAGAGAUUCAGCGAAGGAAUGAGGUUCAGUUGGAGCUGGAGAGACUGAAAGAAGAGACUGAAAAGGAGAGGAGAGAGAUGGAGGAGAGACACAGACAGGAGAUGGAAGAGAUCAGGGAGACAUACGAAGGACAAGCCAAGAUGGAGGCAGAGAGAAUCAUGAAGAUCAUCCUGCCUGAACUCCAGCAGAGAAUCUGGGAACUCAUAAUAAAGAAACAGAAAGAGUUUGAUUGUAGGAUGGAUCAAAAGGAGAGAGAGAUUGAAACACUGAGACAGAGACUCAGAGAGGGAGUCAGAGAGGGAAUCACAGCAGGAGGAGAUGAUCAUCAGGACGACACUAGAGGACUGUUUAGCAGGUUAACACAGCGGCUGCUUUGGGGAACACUCAGUGAUCCAGUUAUAAUCACUCAGUCAGAUCAGUGAGAGCUCCUGACCGACUACCAGUCAUAGCAAAUGCACUGAUUUAACUCAUAGAGUUUUGAGCUUGGGAUGAGUGAAAUUUUCCCUCCCUGCAGUGUUACUGCAUUUCAUUUUUCUGGGAAUAUACAGUAUGUUACUGUAUUGCUGCAGUGUUACUGUAUCUGUUUUUAUUGUCAUUAUACAGUAUGUUACUGUAUUAAUGUAUUUUUGAUUGAUCUUAUUCAAAACACUACAUAUGCUAAUUUCCGCUGCAGCAGAAUCAGUAAUUUGAAUGAUAACAGCUUCUCCAGCCAUCAGAGUGAAGAGGAAAGAUCUACUGUGAUCUGUUUAGUGUGUCUUCUGCUCCACCUUUACCUCUUUUAUAUUUUUGAUUUGUAUGUAAUUCAGAAAAC